CCCAGCUCCUAAACACAAAACCAAACACCUGCACUUAGAGAUUUCAGCGGAUUUCACUCGUUUGGCUGAAUGUAUAGCAUGAUGGAAACCGAGCUGAAGCCGGCUGUUCCCCCAUCCAACACGGGGACAGUCGGCAACUCGGCUGCCGGAGCCACGGGCAAAAACGGCGGCAGUAACCCCGACCGGGUGAAGAGACCCAUGAACGCGUUCAUGGUGUGGUCUCGGGGGCAGCGGCGGAAGAUGGCCCAAGAAAACCCCAAAAUGCACAACUCAGAGAUCAGCAAGAGGCUCGGCGCUGACUGGAAACUUCUAUCCGACUCGGAGAAGAGGCCGUUCAUUGACGAGGCGAAACGCCUGAGAGCUCUGCACAUGAAGGAACACCCGGAUUACAAAUACCGACCCAGGCGCAAGACCAAAACGCUCAUGAAGAAAGACAAGUACUCUCUGCCCAGCGGUAUCCUCAGCCCGGGGUCAGUCCCGGUCAAUAGUGGCGUCGGGGUAAGCCAGAGAAUGGAGAGCUAUCCUCACAUGAACGGCUGGGCCAACGGGACUUACCCGCUGAUGCAGGAACAGUUGGCUUAUUCUCAACACCCGGGUAUCAACAGUCCGCAGAUCCAGCAGAUGCAUCGCUACGAGAUGGCCAGUCUCCAGUACAGCCCCAUGAUGUCCACCGCCCAGAGCUACAUGAACGCGGCGACCACCUACAGCAUGUCCCCCGUGUACGGGCAGCAAAGUACACCAGGCAUGGCCCUGGGUUCCAUGAGCUCGAUGGUCAAGACGGAGCCCACCACGCCUCCGCCUCUCACGUCCCACUCCCGGGGCGCCUGCCUGGGCGAUCUGCGGGAUAUGAUUAGCAUGUAUCUCCCUCCCGGAGGAGAUGGAGACCCGUCUUCUCAGAACAGCAGACUUCACAGUGUCCACCAGCACUAUCAGGGCACAGCCAUACCCGGCACAGGGUUGGGACAAUCAUCCUUUCUGCACGAACGAGACUCCCUUUUAGAUGCCAAGUUUUAUGUGAAAAGGAAGCCUUUCUGAGACUUUCAAUGGCUUCAGAUAUGAACUGCAACUUCUAGAGGAAACAAACUUUUUUGAACUGUCUAAUUUGUGUACUUGUAAAUAGCUGUUCAAUAAUGUGGCACCUGGCUUGAUUCAAAAUCACGCGGAAAAAUAUACCUUGUAGGGUUUGUGUUUUAAUCUUUUCUCCCUCCCCUUUUGUUUUUAGCUUUUUAAAAGACUGCGGGUCACAACGCAAGUUUUAAUUUAUAGUAUCUUUUUUGUUUACACUUUUGAUGCUUGUGAACAUUUUAAACCUCUAUAUCUGGACCCUCCAACCCCGCCGUCUCUGGAUUUGUGAGUUUUCAUGGGUGGAGUGUUCUACCAUAUCGGUUGAGUAACUAUAUUGAACAAGCAGAUAUCCUAGUUUACUAAUAAGGCUUCUUGUGUUUUUAAACUCCGGCUCCUGUUCCUGAAAUGAGGAUGAAUAAAUUUUUACAAAAAUCACACGACCCGGAUGUUUUGCGUUCCCUGUGCAAGGUGGGACUAUCGGUGAGUCUU
This is a messenger RNA of Pristis pectinata (smalltooth sawfish), 1554 nucleotides long. It is a transcript of the gene sox3, whose product is annotated as SRY-box transcription factor 3. Gene Ontology annotation, biological process: anatomical structure morphogenesis; regulation of DNA-templated transcription; cell differentiation. Bases 70 to 1035 code for a protein of 321 amino acids. NCBI's taxonomy places the organism in Eukaryota, Metazoa, Chordata, Chondrichthyes, Rhinopristiformes, Pristidae. The transcript has 3 exons. The record is from RefSeq and is a predicted model, not a curated record. Gene Ontology annotation, molecular function: DNA-binding transcription factor activity, RNA polymerase II-specific; RNA polymerase II cis-regulatory region sequence-specific DNA binding.